This is a messenger RNA of Scleropages formosus (Asian bonytongue), 4026 nucleotides long. Its product is annotated as phosphatidylinositol 5-phosphate 4-kinase type-2 alpha. Lineage: Eukaryota; Metazoa; Chordata; Actinopteri; Osteoglossiformes; Osteoglossidae. The transcript has 11 exons. Gene Ontology annotation, molecular function: 1-phosphatidylinositol-4-phosphate 5-kinase activity; 1-phosphatidylinositol-5-phosphate 4-kinase activity. Gene Ontology annotation, cellular component: plasma membrane. Gene Ontology annotation, biological process: phosphatidylinositol phosphate biosynthetic process. Bases 1050 to 2366 code for a protein of 438 amino acids. The record is from RefSeq and is a predicted model, not a curated record.
CUCCUCCCUCGAGCUGUCACUCAGCACAAUCGCACCCGGACGGAAGCGCUGGGAGGGGGAGACAGUCAGUUGCACGCUCGAAACCGAUCCGAAUAAUAAAAAUUCACGCGACAGCAGAGAGGAUAUUGCCAUGUGAAGCAAGCCGAGGCUUUUUCUUUUGCACGUUGUCACCGUUCGCAAAGCUCGAGGAGACGGCGGGAAGGGGGCGACAGUCGGUCUCGGGAGCGACGCGCUGCGCGUACACGCGCCGUCUCUGCGCAUUGGGCUGGAUCUCCAGCCUGCACCCGCCCGGGCUGCCUUUUUUGGGGUUCGCUCGGAAGCCUUGCUGAUGAGCUAGGUUGCUCAAAUCUGUGGAGCUUUUCUACAUUUUUUUUUCAACGUUUUGAAUCUUUCCGUGACCGUUUUUUUUUCCCCGUCACGCCAGUUACACUUGGCGUUUCCCCCCCGUGGAAGAUGGAGCGUACCGAGGCGGUGCAGUGCCGCUACUACUAGUAGGAGACUGCAGCUGCCUGGACUCCGGGGGUUUAGGAAGAGGCUCGUUGCCGGACCGUCCGCCCUUUGGGGAGCCCGGGGUCGCGGUUCAGGUUCGAGGGGGCGUUGCUCGUGCCGGUGCCGCUUGCGGGACGUGCUCGCGAGGCACGAGCUUCAGCAGCGAGCGGGGUGUCUCGAGAAGAGGGUCGCUGCAGUGUGAUGCAUUAAGGAAAAAAAAAACACACACACACACUUGAUAGCGAAGCGGUUAGCUAGACACCUAGGCUAGGCCACGUUUUUCACAUCAUGUCGAGGGCAACGUUGGUGUAGCUACUAGCGGGAACAGCUGCACGCCUCGUUGCUUUUAAGAAAAAAAAAAAAAUCUUUCUUUGCGCUUCCCGCCCCCCCCUCCUCCUCUCUCUCUAUCGCGCGCUGCAGAACCGGAGGAGCGCGCGGCGGCGGCGCGACUCGAGCGCAUUGAUUGAUUGAGUUCGCCGUGGAGCGAAGAGAGGGGGUGUCCUGGGGUAUUUAGUUGUCUUUAGUUAAUCCGGUCGUCGGGUGGUAUUUGUGUGUUAAACAUGGCUACUGCCGGCAGCAUCGCCGCGUCCAUAGCGAGCAAGACGAAGACGAAGAAGAAGCACUUCGUGGCUCAGAAAGUGAAGCUGUUCCGGGCCAGCGACCCGCUCCUCAGCGUGCUCAUGUGGGGGGUCAACCACUCGAUCAAUGAACUCAGCCAUAUUCAGAUUCCCAUUAUGCUGAUGCCAGAUGAUUUUAAAGCCUAUUCCAAGAUCAAAGUGGACAACCAUCUCUUCAACAAGGAGAAUAUGCCAAGCCAUUUUAAAUUUAAAGAGUACUGCCCUCUUGUCUUUCGAAACUUAAGGGAACGGUUUUCCAUCGAUGACCAGGACUUUCAGAACUCCCUUACUCGGAGUGCGCCCAUACCCAGCGACGCACAGGGUCGCAGCGGAGCGCGGUUCCAUACCUCCUACGACAAGAGGUACGUUAUCAAGAUCAUCACCAGCGAGGACGUGGCUGAGAUGCACAACAUCCUCAAGAAGUACCACCAGUUUAUCGUGGAAUGCCAUGGCAACACGCUGCUCCCGCAGUUCCUCGGCAUGUACCGCCUCACCGUGGACGGGGACGAGACCUAUAUGAUUGUCACGCGCAAUGUUUUCAGCCACCGCCUGUCUGUCUACAAGAAGUAUGACCUCAAAGGUUCUACGGUGGCCAGAGAGGCAAGUGACAAGGAGAAGCAGCCGCGUCCGCACGAGGAGGCCGCACCGCCCAAAUCGCGCAUGAGCCAAAAGCUGCAAACGAUCAGGAUCGCCACGCGUUUUUACUGCGCCAUCAAACACACUAAGGAGCUUCCCACAUACAAAGACAACGACUUCAUCAACGACGGCCAAAAGAUUUAUAUUGAUGAGGACAACAAGAAGAUGUUCCUUGAUAAGCUAAAGAAAGACGUCGAGUUCUUGGCGCAGCUCAAGUUGAUGGACUACAGUCUGCUGGUGGGGAUCCACGAUGUGGAGCGGGCUGAGCAGGAGGAGGUGGAGAGCGAGGACAACGAGGGAGAGGAGGAAGGGGAGAGCGACGGCGGUGCGGUCGGCACCCCGCCCGACAGCCCCAGCAACACCCUGGACAGCACUAGGCCCCUGGGUCCCGGAGAGUUCGACCCCACCAUAGACGUAUACGCCAUUAAGAGCCACGACAAUUCACCGAGAAAGGAGGUCUACUUCAUGGCGGUGAUCGACAUCCUCACCCACUACGACGCGAAGAAGAAGGCGGCCCACGCGGCCAAGACCGUGAAGCACGGGGCCGGAGCCGAGAUCUCCACGGUCAACCCCGAGCAGUACUCCAAGAGGUUCUACGAGUUCAUCGCCACCAUUCUGUCGUAGCGGGGAUGGGCCGCCGGCGAUGGGGACGGCGUGGAGUCGAUGGGGCCGAGAGGGACCCGAGCGGCAGGAAGGCAGACGCGCGCACGUUUCCACCUCGGGGCGACCGUCUCGGCAGCUAUGUCCACAGUUUGUUUACAUUUAUUUUUCUUUCCUUUGUUUCGCUUGUUUUGUGGGAACCGAAGGGUGAGAAAGGAAAAUUAAAAUAUAUAUAAAUAUAUAUAUGAAUACCCAAAAGGUGGUAAUAUGUGGGAAUUUGGCUGUUCUUGUUUUGUGUGAUGUGUGUUUCUCCUCCCAGCAUUUCUGAGUUUCCUCUUUAUUGUUUCGGUUGUUCUCUUUAAUGGAAAAUUAAAUGAGGAACUUUUAGGUGCGGGGGGGGGAGGUCGCAGAUAAAAGCGAACGUGUUCCACUUGGAGAAGAGACUGAAGACAUCCGGGACUUGCCUCUGGACUGGAUUUUGAAUAUUGUUUGUUUGGUUUCUUUUGUGUUUUUAAAAAAAAACUUUUUUCUUUUUAAAGGAAGUAGUUUUACAGUGAUUUUAAGGUGUAUGCCCAUGCAGGGCCAGCGGGCACAGAGAGGGAGCAGAAGGAGCUGCGGGUGCGGCCGUUUUGCGAUUUUAAAAAAAAAAAUGAAAUAAAUGAAAAGAAUAAAGAAAAUAACAAGCUCCACCUUAGCACCGUGGAGCAGUCUUCCAUGAAGUGGUGUUGUGUCGCCUGCUUCAGCUCCCACCACCCGUAGCUCCCCUCUCGACGACGGCCAUCAUCUUCAUCCUCAUCCUCCCGUCUCCCAAGGAGACCGGUAACGGCGCCGGGCAGCGCCGAGCCCUCCGGCUCCUGGCCGCGGCGUGGGCUCUGCCCUCCCGACAGGAAGUCGUCCGCUUUCUUCCGUUCGCUCCUCCGCUUACUCGCUGGCACGUGCAGAACGCAUUUGUGCUCAUCCUUCUCGUUCUUACUCUAGGUUUUGUUGUAUUUUUCCCCCCUCCGUUUUGUGUCCCCUCCCCUUGUUUAACUGUUGAAUAUUCUAUUGCCUCCAGAUGGAGUGCUGGAUUGAGUGUUACUGCCAGGCGAACUGCAGUUUACCUGUCAUAUUGUUGCAUUUAUAUAUAUAUAUAUAUUUGUUUUUUUUUUUUGUUUUUUUUGUUUUUUUGUUUUUUUUGUUCUAGUAUCACAUCAAGUUUGGAAGUAGUUGGCUGUUACAGAAUGUUUUUAUUUUCAUCGUCGUAACACCUCGUCGGUCACGUGACUGUACCGUUCAUUCAAUUCUGCUUUUAAAUGGAGUCAUUCACUAUUUCCAAACAAUGUUUCCAGAUAAAUAUCUGUAUAUUUUGCACAUGAUCAAAUGCACCUAAAUUGCAAAUGAUCCCAGUAGUUACCAUGACCUUUACAAGGGAACUGCAAUACUGGUACCAAGUAAAGUUAAACUGUAGCCUACUCUGGUAUGGUUUUAGGCAGUAGGUGGUCUCACGCUGUACAAUUUGUCCUCUUGACUAUUUGGCUCAAUAUUACUGUUAUUUUGUAACUCAUGCAGAAGACUAGCGCACGUUUAGUUUUCUUUGGAUAUGUGGGCUAUAUAAUCUAUUUUUACAUUCCAUUUUAUUCACCGCAUCUUUGUGAGUAUUUUACAUGCCACCCAGCGUAAGUGUUCUGAUAAACUGUAUGAAGGA